CGAUCCGGAGAAUCAGCUCACGUGAAGUAUCGUAUAUUCUGAUAGCUUCACGGAACAUCUCAACUGGCGGGCUAAUUGCAGUUAAGCGUGAAGACGGCUGUAGAAAAGAUGAAUGGGGUGACGGUGGCAGAAGGAGAGAGAGAGUAUAACUGCAGAUUUUGUCUUGCGUUCCCAGCAGUUUGUCCUGUGGAGUGUCCUGAUCGGGGUUAAGCAACCAAGGGACGUCACUGCACAAAAUAAAACAGCAAACAAUCUGACAAGAUCACACGGCUUUAUAUUUAACAGGGAUUAUUAGAUGUUUCAGGGAUUUAAUGCAGUUAGAGCAUGGAAUGGAUUGCCAGAAUUAGCCAGGACAUCCAAUGAGUUAGCAGAGUUUAAGUCUCACAUUAACAUGCACGACUAGAUUAACACAUGUAGAACGCAGUUAUGUUGUCUUUAUAAAGACGACGAUGGCCUUUUACAGCCACGUGUUACUGGCCUUAAUACCCGUGGCCUUGUGGUGGAUGUGCCAGGAAAUUCAAACCGACAAGACUUUUGCAGUGAACCUUGCCAUAGAUUCAACGAGUCUCUACGAGUUCAUGAAAGACCCGCGCAACUUGCCGAAAAUCCAUCCAAAAAUUCGGCAGGUCUCCAACCUUCAGGUGGAAGGUCAAGUGACAAAGUUCAACUUUACAGAGUCUUACCUCCUGAUAAACUUGACCUUUCCGAUGACCCUUGAAGCUGACGAUACCAACCUUGUGUUAAACUAUCAGACCGCUUCGUCGGUAGCCGAUGUCAAGGUAGACUUGUACAUCAAAAAGUUGACCCGACCUCAGCAAUCCACAAUGGGGUCAGCUCGACCUACAGUAUCAGUUGAUGGACGUCUGACUAUUAAAGCCUGGAGGAUAUUGAGUUACAUGACCUGCAGUCAACUUGUUCAUAUCUGGACCAGUACUCUCAUGGCCACGUCCGCAUUUAUUCCAGGUUCUUGACAACAUUUUUCUGAGUAGACAAUGACUUGUAGAUCUACAUCUAUUUCGUCAUCAGAUUUUCGAUGCUGCCAUUUCUGGACGCACGCUAUUGUUGCUUUGCAGCACGACUAGAACUAAGUCUAACGUGAAACUAGUCUGUUGACUUUUGGGAUAGGAAAUGCUUUGUUAUAUUCAUACCAUCCUCGCUUUCAAAACGAGACUUGGGAUUGGCUGCUUGUUACCUUGUGAGAAACCUUAUGACACAUUGCAAGGCUCCAAUGACUAAUCCGAGAUGGAUCUUGACAUCUAUAGCUCAGUUAUUUAUCAUGAGAAACUGUUGGAUUCAACUGUCUGGCUACAAUGGGCAAUGUUAUAGAAAAAGGGGAGAUAAAGGAACAGGAAGGUUUCUCACCUACCUUCCCCCUCACCCCACACAGUCAUCAAAUUGAAUUCUAUGAUUUAUUGGUAAUGAUUGACCACAGGAACUUGUUCUGUUAUGUGUUGUUAAUAUUUAUUAUGUUUAAUAUAUUAAUGUUUCAAUAAAAUUUCACCAUGCUCUCGAAAAAAAAAAUUGUAUGAAGACACCUAGCAAUUCAGACAUGUGAUUCUGUCCAAAAUGCACAAUAGUGGACUAUUCAUUUCAUAAUUGUGAUAUAUUCUGCACUCUAACCAUAGGCCUAUGCCGAAAAGGCGGAAGACCUUCAAACUAUGGUAGAUCUAGUAAUUAAUAAAAUCUUGUAUUGAGUUACUGAUGCUUAAACUGCGUGCCUUUCUGUACAUCUAUAUUACUCUUAAUCCUAAAAAUUAAUAUUCAUCUGUCUCAUUGGAGCGACUUGGUAGAAGAGUUGCUUGGCUCAUACACAUUCAGUCCCACAAUGAUUGGUUAAAGUCCGGUAGGUCGUCAUAAAAUUAUGGCGACCAAAAAAAAAGGACAUUUUGCUUGCUCAAUAGACUCAACCUACGUUUCUUACCUAGCACCCUCUGACCCUUUUUUUAAAUUUUGUUUUCUUAUUUCAGUUGUUGUUGAUUAUUCUUUUUGUUGCAAUGCUCAAUGUUACCUAGACUCUAGCUUAUUGGAGAGAAUUGUUACAAAAAAAAAUGUUAAUGUUGUAACACUUAUGCGUUCAUACGCGAUCACGUGGUAGCCUACAUAAAACAUUGUAAUAAUACAGUUCUAUGUGCAUGGAGACCUAAUAGAAGUGGACGUUUAAACAUCUCAUUUCAAUGUGCAAUGUGACUUUGAAACUGUUUUGGACUCGCAUAUUUGUUAGUAGAUUAAAUUUUUAAAAAUCUUCAAUAUAUUUUUUUAAUCCAAGAGCUAAGUUCUUGGCUUUUAUAUCAAGCUUUCUCGGGUUUGAAUCUAGUUUAAUUUUUAGAUUUUUAAAAUGAUUGAAGAUAAAUAACAGGAAUAACAGGUGCCUUUGUUUAUGGUAUGGGGUGUGGGACAGUCGAGUGUUCAUACGCUUGUUACAGAACCUGGACGUCUCAAAUCUUGGUAGUUAAAUCUGGUUAGUUAUUAUUUCUUUUUCUGUUUUUUUUUUUUUUUUGACAUGUCACCUUGCGAGUCUGAUCAUUCCGUAGAGAUUAUAAUCUUUCGAAUUGUUUUUUUGUUGGGGAAAAUAUGUCAGUACUUAUCACGAGUGUAGCAUUAUACCAGAGUAAGGGUCGGCAACCUGUGGGACACUUUCCAGCGAUGGGACGCUGUGCCAGACAAGCUGAUAGAAAAGUGGUACCCUUGACCUUAUCUUAAAUAAUACAGACGUUACUUCAAAAAAGAAGACGAUUUCGUCCUACGGACCUGCUUGCUUCAUGCUCUCUUUCUCUCUCUCUCUCUCUAUCUCUCUUUCUCUCUCUCUCGUCAUGAAACCUGUGAACUUCGCUUGUAUAUUGACAUUUGAACAUUUUAAAACAUUUAGUUUCCUCUUAAAAUAUACCAUUACGCCUUGUUUCAUUUGUAUUUUAUUAAAGGGAUGUAAUUUUAUUUUUUAAACACAAUAUAAAGUAUUUAUAAAAGUCGUCGUUAUCUCCCUUUUUUUUUCUAUUUAUUUUUCUUAGACUUGCAAAUGAAUUAAAUGUCUCAUUAUUUUAAUUAAGAAAAAGCGUGCUCAAUAACUUAAUCACAAGAGGACAUUACUCAGAUACUGAUCAUCCUAUGAUUAUAUUUAUAGUAAAAAAAAAAUAGUUUUAUGAACUGCAUGUUUACUUCAUCAUAUUGAUAUUUUUUUUUUCAAUAAAUAUUAAGGGAGGAAAUUUCAGCCAAUCGUUAGAGUAUAGAAUGUAUUAUUUCCCUUAUACCUUUGGACACUACCUACAUGUGAUAAAAUUGUUCCAUAUUUUCCAAAAGGUUACCUACAGCAACAUAAUAUUUUCUAAUGUAAUGUCGAGAAUAAAAUAAAAUGUAUGUAUAUUAUUUACAGUUUGUUUUCAUAUAGGGAAAGUGAAUUUUUAUUUUAAUAAAAAAAAAAAAACAAUCAACUGUAAUUUAAAAGUAGCUACACAAUUAGCACAAAUACCAGUGGCCAGAGACUACAUGUCAUGUACAGUUACUCUUAAAAUCGGAAUAAUAAACAUUAAUUGUAUGUUGUUCACUUGUACAGAAACUUAGAGAGCUAUAAGAGUUAUAGUUCUUUUUUUUUUUUAAUUCAGAUUUUAAUACACAAAUUUAAAAAAUGUGAAUAUAAAAAAAAUAUAUUGAAUUAUGUUUA
This is a messenger RNA of Biomphalaria glabrata, 3655 nucleotides long. RefSeq lists its product as uncharacterized. The coding region runs from base 450 to 971 and encodes 173 amino acids. NCBI's taxonomy places the organism in Eukaryota, Metazoa, Mollusca, Gastropoda, Planorbidae. The record is from RefSeq and is a predicted model, not a curated record. The transcript has 5 exons.